AUGCCGUCCAGAACUGACAAUGGUGUUGGGGUCCAGGUUGAAGACACAAAAAUAUGUGUGGUCAUGGUUGGACUCCCAGCUCGGGGCAAAAGCUAUAUUGCACAAAUUGCUCAACGGUACUUGCAAUGGCUGUCCAUACCGGCACAGACGUUCAAUGUCGGCAAUUAUCGGCGCAACGAUGCGCCACAACCCACCGCUGACUUCUUUGACACCAACAACGCCGAGGGUGAGCGGAAGCGCCGUGCAGCCGCGGAAGCUGCCGUAGCUGACAUGCUGGCUUGGUUCCGCACCGGCGGCGUUGUUGCGAUACUAGAUGCUACCAAUUCUACCAAGGAGCGUCGAAAAUGGGUCAGCGAUGUCUGCGCCCAGCACGGCAUCGAAGUUCUAUUCGUUGAAAGUAAAUGUGACGACCAGGAAAUCAUCAUGGCUAACAUUCGCGAUGUGAAAACCACCAGUCCGGACUAUCGCGGCCAAGACCCCGAAGCUGCCGCACAGGACUUUCUCAAUCGCAUAAGCAAUUAUGAGAAGAGUUAUAAGACCAUUGACCAGGACGGUGAUGAAGACGAGUACACGUACCUCAAAAUCAUGAAUAUCGGAAAGCAAGUCAUCAUCAAUCGCAUUCAAGACUAUCUUCAGAGUAGAAUUGUCUACUACCUCAUGAAUCUACAUAUUCGUCCUCGUUCAGUCUGGCUGUCCCGGCACGGCGAAUCCAUGUAUAACCUGGACGGAAGGAUUGGCGGGGAUACCUUAUUGUCACCGCGGGGCGAGCAAUAUGCCAGGAAACUUCCUGAGUUGGUGCGGGAAUCUGUCGGGGACGAUCGACCUUUAACGGUUUGGACAUCGACGCUAAAACGAACUAUUGCUACCGCGCGCUUUCUUCCACUUCACUACAACCAGCUGCAGUGGAAAGCUCUGGAUGAAUUGGACUCGGGUGUUUGUGAUGGGCUGACCUACCAAGAAAUAAAGGACCGGUUCCCUGAAGAUUUUGCUGCGCGCGACGAAGACAAGUAUAAUUACAGAUACCGUGGUGGGGAAUCCUACCGUGAUGUUGUCAUUCGCCUAGAGCCAAUAAUCAUGGAGCUGGAAAGAAGUGAGGAUAUUCUCAUCGUCACUCACCAAGCUGUCCUCCGAUGCAUUUACGCGUAUUUCAUGAAGAAGGACCAGGCUAAGAGCCCGUGGAUGAAUGUGCCGCUGCAUACACUGAUUAAGCUGACCCCAAGAGCUUAUGGAACUGAAGAGGUCCGGUAUGAGGCAAAUAUACCUGCUGUGAGCACCUGGCGCGGAAAGGGAAGCACAGCAAAACACGAGAACCCAACCCCCGAGAGUCUUUAG
Messenger RNA from Metarhizium brunneum ARSEF 3297, 1332 nucleotides. The record is from RefSeq and is a predicted model, not a curated record. Lineage: Eukaryota; Fungi; Ascomycota; Sordariomycetes; Hypocreales; Clavicipitaceae.